Molecule: messenger RNA, 1246 nt
Organism: Propithecus coquereli (Coquerel's sifaka)
Lineage: Eukaryota; Metazoa; Chordata; Mammalia; Primates; Indriidae
Gene: ECHS1
Product: enoyl CoA hydratase, short chain, 1, mitochondrial
Exons: 8
Coding region: 16-879 (287 amino acids)
Biological process (GO): fatty acid beta-oxidation
Cellular component (GO): mitochondrion
Molecular function (GO): enoyl-CoA hydratase activity
Source: RefSeq, a predicted model, not a curated record
UCGUCCGAGGGCGCCAUGGCCUCGCUGCGCGCGCUGCUGACCCGCGGCCCCCUGCGGCCCCCGGCCCGCUCGGUGCUGCGGCGCUUCGCCUCGGGGGCCAAAUUUGAGUACAUCAUCGCAGAGAAAAGGGGGAAGAAUAACACCGUGGGCUUGAUCCAGCUCAACCGCCCAAAAGCACUCAACGCACUUUGCAACGGCCUCAUUGAAGAGCUCAGCCAGGCGCUGGUGGCCUUCGAGGAGGACCCGGCUGUGGGAGCCAUUGUCCUCACCGGCGGAGAUAAGGCAUUUGCAGCUGGAGCCGACAUCAAGGAAAUGCUGAACCACACGUUCCAGGACUGUUACUCUGGCAAGUUUCUGAACAGCUUGGACGAGCUCACCCGGGUCAAGAAGCCCGUCAUCGCGGCUGUCAAUGGCUUCGCGCUUGGCGGGGGCUGUGAGCUUGCCAUGAUGUGUGACAUCAUCUAUGCUGGUGAGAAAGCCCAGUUUGGACAGCCGGAAAUCCUGAUAGGGACCAUCCCAGGCGCGGGUGGCACCCAGAGACUCACUCGGGCUGUCGGAAAGUCGCUGGCGAUGGAGCUGGUCCUCACCGGUGACCGGAUCUCAGCGCAGGAUGCCAAGCAAGCAGGUCUCGUAAGCAAGAUUUUUCCUGUUGAGACGCUGGUUGAAGAAGCCAUCCAGUGUGCAGAAAAAAUUGCCAGCAACUCUAAAAUUAUAACGGCAAUAGCCAAAGAGUCAGUGAACGCAGCCUUUGAAAUGACGUUGGCGGAAGGGAACAAGCUGGAGAAGAAGCUCUUCUACUCGACCUUCGCCACGGAUGACCGGAAAGAGGGGAUGGCCGCGUUCGUGGAGAAGAGAAAGGCCAACUUCAGAGACCAGUGAGAGCUGCUGCUGUGGCCUCGCACCUCUGCCUGGAGGAGAAGCAGCUGUCGGGUUGGGGAGGAAGUUAAUUGUCCUCUCAGGGCAGCGUCAGUUGCCACUUCUCUGCAGCUGCGCGGAGCACGGCCACCCAACCUCACCCGGCCACCGUGAGCGUCCGGUCUGGAGAGCGUCAGCGCUCCGACCAGGGCCUGUUCUUCUAAACGGAAAGCCUUGCGGAGGAGCCUUCAGCCGAGCAGCGAGCUCGCUGUGCCCAGGCGGAGGCGGGGCCUGGCCUGUGCGCAGUGGGACCGUGGCUGCUCGGAGGGAAACACGCCGUCUGCUGGCUCUACACAGAUGCUCCGCCGAUUAAAGUGCCCGCUUCAGAUCA